Molecule: messenger RNA, 778 nt
Organism: Trifolium pratense (red clover)
Lineage: Eukaryota; Viridiplantae; Streptophyta; Magnoliopsida; Fabales; Fabaceae
Exons: 2
Coding region: 117-623 (168 amino acids)
Source: RefSeq, a predicted model, not a curated record
AUGUACCUGUUCUCAUUGCAUUUUCCACCCACCAUCGAUCUCUCGCACACAAAAUUGUCAAAAGCAGCAACUCAACUUAACCUUAAACUUAAACCCGUCCAUGUUCCUUUCUCUUUAUGGCAUUCUUUAACACUCUUCUCUCCUCCUCUUCCUCCAAUAUCUUUCUAUUCAUCUCUCUCCUCAUUCUCCUCUUUUCUACACUUUCCCUCUCCUCUUCUUCCAUCCAUGACCUUCUUCGUUCAAAAGGGUUACCAGCUGGUCUCUUACCAGAAGAAGUAAAGUCCUACACUUUCUCACAAAAUGGUCACUUAGAAGUGUUCCUUGAAUCACCUUGUUUAACAAAGUAUGAAAACAGAGUAUAUUUUGAACAAGUAAUCACUGCUAAUCUCACCUAUGGAAGCCUCAUUGGUGUUGAAGGUUUACAACAAGAAGAACUUUUUGUUUGGUUACCUGUUAAAGAUAUCAUUGUUGAUGAUCCUUCUUCUGGGUUGAUUCUCUUUGACAUUGGUCUUGCUUAUAAACAACUUUCUUUCUCUCUCUUUGAUGUUCCACCUCAUUGUAAAACUCAAGGGGUGCUGAAGAAUCAUGUGAGGAAGGAGAAAAUAUUUGUGGCACUGAGCUAGAAAAAGAUGCCAAUCCUGUUUUUAGGCUUCAAUUAAUAUUGUAUAAUUUUUUUUUUCAAUGUCAUGUUUAUAUACUUUUAUGGGCUUGAUAUAAUUAAUGGAUUUUUUCCUUCAAAUAAAAAAAUAAUUAAUGGAUUUUUCGUGCCAUUGUUGAA